Messenger RNA from Cordyceps militaris CM01, 1521 nucleotides. RefSeq names its product MFS monocarboxylate transporter, putative. Gene Ontology annotation, biological process: transmembrane transport. Gene Ontology annotation, molecular function: transmembrane transporter activity. Bases 1 to 1521 code for a protein of 506 amino acids. Gene Ontology annotation, cellular component: fungal-type vacuole membrane. The record is from RefSeq and is a predicted model, not a curated record. The transcript has 4 exons. Lineage: Eukaryota; Fungi; Ascomycota; Sordariomycetes; Hypocreales; Cordycipitaceae.
AUGGCGUCCUCGUCAGCCAGCGACCAGCUCGAUCUGGAAAAAGGCAGCACCUCCCCGGGACCGGCGUCCACCCACGCCGCCGCGCCGUGUCCCGGAACGGGCAGCAAAAAGGAUUGCGAGGGAUGGGCGGCGGGACAAGACGCCCUGGCGCCUGUGUGCUCCCGCAUCGGCUCGCAUGUGCAGGACGACCGGAGUGACAAUGACGAGGACAGCCGGCACGACGACGACGACGAUGGUGCACCGGCUGGGGGCGACAGCGUAGUUGGCAGAGUCCUGAGCCGCAUCACGUCCAAGUCUAGCGUUGACUUGGGUCCGCCGCCGGACGGCGGCUGUGUCGCCUGGACGCAGUGUCUCAUCACACACCUCAUCAUCUUCACCACAUGGGGUUGGGCCAACUCCUUUGGCAGCUUCCAAGCCUACUACACCACGCUCCUCGACCGCUCCCCCAGCGAGGUGUCCUGGAUCGGCUCCCUUAAUGUCUUCCUUCUCUUCUUCGUCGGCACCUUGACCGGCCGGCUGACCGACGCCGGCCACUUCCGCGCCGUCUUCCUCGUCGGCAGCGUCCUCCUCGCCGUCGGCAUCUUUACCACCGCCCAGUGCACCACCUACGUCCAGCUGCUCCUCGCCCAGGGCGUCUGCAUCGGCAUCGCCCACGGCUGCCUCUUUUGUCCCACCCUCGCCGUGCUGUCCACCUACUUCCACCGCCGCCGCGCCCUUGCCCUCGGCAUCGCCGCCUGCGGCUCCGCCACCGGUGGCCUCGUCUUCCCCAGCAUGGUCCGCCAGCUGUUGCCUCGCGUCGGCUUCCCCUGGACCGUCCGCGCCAUUGGCUUCGUGCAAAUCGCCGUCAUUGCCGUCGCCAACCUGGGCAUCCGCACCAGGAUCCGCCCGCGCAAGACAGGCCCCAUCGUGGAGUGGCCGGCCUUUCAGGAACUGGAAUACACAUUCUACGCCGCCGCGGCUUUUUUUAACUUUUGGGGCGUCUACUUUGCCUUCUUUUACAUCUCUGCAUACUCACGCGACGCGCUCAACCCACCACUAUCGUAUCCAGACUCUCUGAAUCUGCUACUCAUUCUGAACGGCGUCGGAAUCAUUGGCCGCAUUGUCCCCAACUUCAUCGCUGAUCGCAUCGGUGCCGUCAACGUCUUCAUCCCGACGUCCAUCAUCGCCUCCAUUCUCGUGUUUUGUUUCAUCACCAUCGAUCGGCCCGCUGGGCUCUACGCCUGGGUCGUAGUUUACGGAAUCGUUGGAGCUGGAAUUCAGAGUCUCUUCCCUGCAGCCCUUUCUUUCCUCACAACGGACCUACGUAAGCUAGGCGUUCGCAUGGGCAUGGUCUUUACUAUUGUAAGCUUCGCCGUGCUCACGGGGCCACCAAUCGCGGGCGCCAUCAUUGCAAGCCCUGCUGGAUAUACAGGCGCCAAGGCAUUUGCUGGCAGUUCUAUGGCUGUUGGAUGCGGGUUUUUGAUUGCCGCAAAGCUGGCCAGGAUGCAUAGCAAGGGCCUUGGAUGGAAUAGUAGAAUUUAA